Messenger RNA from Funneliformis mosseae, 262 nucleotides. The record is from the annotation of a GenBank genome assembly. Lineage: Eukaryota; Fungi; Glomeromycota; Glomeromycetes; Glomerales; Glomeraceae.
AUGCUAAACGUCCUUGGUGAAAAGACGCCUAACAUAAAACUCAAAUCCAAGUUGUUGGGAACGCCAGUUUGUGUUUUAUCUUUUGAAAUUAAAAACUUACGAUCAACGUCCUUUGGUAAAAUGGUACGCCAGUUUGUUUUUUCUUUAUGGAGAUUAAAAACCUUACGCUCAACGUCCUUGUAUAACGGUUCAUACUGCCUCGAAGUAUUGCGGUCGACGCCUAACAUAGAAUUCGAUUCCGGGAUGCUUUUAGGAAUGAUUG